Molecule: messenger RNA, 1813 nt
Organism: Mustela erminea (ermine)
Lineage: Eukaryota; Metazoa; Chordata; Mammalia; Carnivora; Mustelidae
Gene: TSPAN7
Product: tetraspanin 7
Exons: 8
Coding region: 70-819 (249 amino acids)
Cellular component (GO): membrane
Source: RefSeq, a predicted model, not a curated record
CCUCCUCCCCCCUCCCGCGCGCCCGCCCGCCGCCCGCCGCCGCCGCCGCCGCCGCCGGAGCUCUGUAGUAUGGCAUCGAGGAGAAUGGAGACCAAACCUGUGAUAACCUGUCUCAAAACCCUCCUCAUCAUCUACUCCUUCGUCUUCUGGAUCACUGGGGUGAUCCUGUUGGCUGUUGGAGUCUGGGGCAAACUCACUCUGGGCACCUACAUCUCCCUGAUCGCUGAGAACUCCACAAAUGCUCCCUACGUGCUCAUUGGAACUGGCACCACUAUCGUGGUUUUUGGCCUGUUUGGAUGCUUCGCGACCUGCCGUGGUAGCCCGUGGAUGCUGAAACUGUAUGCCAUGUUUCUGUCGCUGGUGUUCCUGGCUGAGCUGGUUGCCGGCAUUUCUGGAUUCGUGUUCCGUCAUGAGAUCAAGGACACCUUCCUGAGGACUUACACGGAUGCCAUGCAGAAUUACAACGGCAAUGACGAGAGGAGCCGGGCAGUGGAUCACGUGCAGCGCAGCCUGAGCUGCUGCGGCGUGCAGAACUACACCAACUGGAGCACCAGCCCCUACUUCCUGGAGCACGGCAUCCCCCCGAGCUGCUGCAUGAAUGAAACCGACUGCAACCCCCAGGACCUGCACAAUCUGACCGUGGCUGCCACCAAAGUGAACCAGAAGGGUUGUUAUGAUCUGGUGACCAGUUUCAUGGAGACCAACAUGGGAAUCAUCGCCGGAGUGGCUUUUGGAAUUGCGUUCUCCCAGCUGAUUGGCAUGCUGCUGGCCUGCUGUCUGUCCCGGUUCAUCACGGCCAACCAGUAUGAGAUGGUGUAAGGAGAAGUCUUUCAAGCACGAUGGAAUGAGAGACCUGUCUUAAAAACGAACCACAGCACUCUCCGAAAGACUUCCAGAGGAUGUUAGAGCACAGCACCUAACACACCCACCCCGUGCUCCCUAAUCCCCCAGCCAGUGCCCCAGUGACCUGCCCACGCGGUCUCCACUCCGCCUUCCAGCCCGCAUCCCGUGUAGCGUUCCAUUUUGUGAAGCCCCGUCGUGCCAGAGUGUAGCCAGGUUCCCUGCAUCCAGUCCUAGUGGACCCCACCUGAGGCCCCCUGCGUGCCAGCUCCUCCAUCUGUACUUGGUCCGACUGUAGCUCAUUGUAGGUGACUGGUUAUCACACCACCCCUGGCCCCGCUGGGCCCUGCAUGGAGUGUGGAAGGUUCCCGCUCACCCUUCAUCAUGAGUGAUAAACCCCAUACCCCUUGAUGUAGAUAGGCUGAUAGCGCUCUGUUCUUUUGGCUUAAUCUCCUUUUGGUUUGGUUUUCCCUUUACUAAGACUCUGUUCCUACCUUCUUCAGGCUGCCUAAGAUAUGUAGAGAAACAUCAGUAACCAUCCGUGAGGAGAAAAAAGCCUGCAUCAUGCAUGAAGGACACAGUUGAGCGUUAGGUGGCCUCCUGACUCAUUAUUGUUACAUGCCUGGGCACGUGUGGACGGUUUAGUGACCCCCAUGACUUUUGGAUGAAACCUAUAUAAUCCUUUUACCAAGCUGUAUUGUCGCCUCCUGUGAAGGAAAUAGUAUCACUUCUGUUCUUCCCCAAUUAAUUGCUCUUGUGUUCCUUUACUUCUUUCUGUAUUUUUUUCUUUGCAUCAACAUUACGGACAUCGAGGACCUCAGCAAAUCCGUUUAAAAAUGAGUGUAAAGGGGGAACUAAAGUCAAAAUAUUUUUAGAAGAUCUUAAACAAUGCCUCUGUCUAGCAUGCCAACAAGAAUGCAUUGAUAUUGUGAACAUUUGUGAUACAUGUAUUAAUAAAUAGAAUCAUUACAAA